Messenger RNA from Vicia villosa (hairy vetch), 1014 nucleotides. RefSeq lists its product as uncharacterized. NCBI's taxonomy places the organism in Eukaryota, Viridiplantae, Streptophyta, Magnoliopsida, Fabales, Fabaceae. The record is from RefSeq and is a predicted model, not a curated record. Bases 1 to 1014 code for a protein of 337 amino acids. The transcript has a single exon.
AUGGGAGGGGCCGUUGAUCCCAUAGAGAGGAGGAAGGCGUCGAUUUGGUGGAAAGAUUUAGUGAAAUUGGGGAGUAACUCUUUUUUUGACCCGUUUGUUUCUUCUUGUAGGUUUCUCUUGCGGAAUGGCUAUAAUAUCCCUUUUUGGGACGUUAUGUGGAUGAAUGGGUUGAUUUUGAAAGAGGUGUUUCCGAAUCUCUAUGAGGCUUCUAGUUUGAAAAUGGUGUCGGUGGCGGCAAUGGGAGGAUGGGUGGAUAAUAGGUGGACGUGGGGUAAUUGUGGUAUUUCCGAGAAUCGGCUUCUUGAGCAUGAGGUGGCGGUUGAAUGGGGCAUUUUCCGAGGCUUUUUGGAAGAGUAUGGGGUGAUAGGUUCAGAAAGAGACGGGGCGGAAUGGAUCACUCCGAGGGGUGAAGAUUUCUCAGUGGCGUCUUGUUAUGAGAAGUAUGCUUUUUACCGUAUUCCGUUUGGUCUGAUUGGUAGACAUAAUGAAGCAAAGAUUUUGGUUUGGAAAGCGGAUGUUCCUUUCAAGAUAAAGGCGUUUGGUUGGAGGCUUCUUGCUAAUAGGCUCCCUACAAAAGAUCUCCUCGCGAUUAGAGGUAUUCUGCUAUCUUUUGAUGCUUCCUUGUGCUCUUUUUGUAAGAUUGAUCCGGAGAAUCGGGAUCAUUCUUUCUUUUCUUUUUCUUUUGUAAAGAAUAUUUGGAGGGACAUAGCGGUGUGGAUAGGUAAAGAGGGGUUAGUUGAGGAAGAGAGCCAUUCAAGUUUUAUGGAAUGGCAUUCCUUUUGUAUAUCUAAGAAAGUGUUAGAUAAGAAGGUAGAUAUUGUUUGGUUAGCAAUUACUUGGGCUUUAUGGUUAAGUAGGAAUGGGGUUUGUUUUAGGGAAGAGGUUUGGAGCUUUGAUAAUGUUGUUUGGAACAUCAAAGCUUUGGUGUGGAGGUGGUCUUUUUGUGGAGAAAAUACUCAUCUCAAUUAUUCUUAUUAUGAUUUUGUCAAAGAUCCGAUCCGGUUCUUAUCAUAA